Messenger RNA from Sordaria macrospora k-hell, 687 nucleotides. RefSeq lists its product as uncharacterized. The record is from RefSeq and is a predicted model, not a curated record. NCBI's taxonomy places the organism in Eukaryota, Fungi, Ascomycota, Sordariomycetes, Sordariales, Sordariaceae.
AUGCGCUCUUCAAUGAGCUCCGAGUCCACUGCCAGUGAUGGCUGGACGCCGAUCGAGUUCCAUGCAAGCCGCCACACCGAGGACAGAGAGCCUGAAUACAACGAUGACAACGAGCCAUCAGCCCAAGUCGUCAUCAUAGCCUCGUCCAGCUACAACGCCGAUUUGACAUCCGAGAAUGCCCAAGGUGGCAAUGUCGCUGGCACUUUUGAGAUACCCUAUCGGGUAAGAUCUCACGGAUGUUCAACGGAGACCGCAAGCUCGGACCAGACCUUCUUCGCCGACGAAGUCGUGAACCACCAGGAAACCUUGGCUACGGCUCCCCCUCUGACGGCUAGUCAGUCCCUCCUCAAAGGCCCUUCCCUCACAGCAUCGGUCUUAGGGCGAUACAGUGAGGUAGUGGCCCAGCCCUACGUUGGCAAUAUACCCAGCUGGAUUGAGGGCGCCGGCUUUGUUGGUCGGUUUGCCGGACCUGUGGUCUCGGAAAACCCUCCGAUUACAAGGCCUCCCAAGUCCAUGUACAGCAUUUCGAGCAACGACGGAUCCGACUUUGCUUACGUACCAUCGCCUCAGGAGCAGGCGAACCUUGUUGUGGGCUCCGGCGGAUGGUGCGGGGAGCCAGAUGGCAAACAUCCCCGUCGAGUCUCGACCUUCGACCUGCUUGAGGACCUCAUGCCUCUUUCCGACUGA